AUAUCAUUCAAAAUGUGUAAUUUCCAGCUUAACUACAUGUACAAUGGAUCUCCCCAAAGAAACUCAGUGUGCAGUUCUGUGUGGUAUCAAGGACAUCAAAAUGGAACAACGGCCUGUUACAUCACCUGGACCAAAUGAGGUUCUGCUUGCUGUCCACUCAGUGGGCAUAUGCGGGUCUGACCUCAAGUACUGGUCACAUGACUGUGGCCGCUUUAAGCUGACCGCUCCUAUGGUCAUAGGUCAUGAGGCUAGCGGCACGGUGGCGGCUCUCGGCCCAGGGUCAAGCAUUUAGAAGUCGGUAGGUGACCGUGUAGCUAUAGAGCCUGGGGUGCCAUGUAGGAUGUGUAGCCUCUGCCGAGUGGGCAAGUACAACCUGUGCAAGGACGUUCAGUUCUGUGCCACACCUCCCGUCGACGGUAACCUGUCUCAGUACUACCUCCAUGCAGCUGACUUCUGCUUCAAACUUCCAUCCAAUGUAAGCUAUGAGGAGGGGGCCUUAGUUGAGCCCCUAGCAGUGGCGCUGUACACCUGCAGCAGAGCAGAAGUAUCUCUUGGAUCCAAAGUACUUAUAUGUGGGAGUGGUCCUGUGGGUAUACUCACAAUGCUCACAGCGAAGUCAAUGGGAGCAAGUCAAGUCAUUAUAACAGAUAUUGUAGCCAAGCAGAAUGGAGCGGACUACACUCUGAAUGUCAAUGGGUUUAGCAGUGAGGAGGCAGCAAAGAAGGUCGUUGACCUGCUGGGCUGUGAGCCUCAUUGUGGUAUGGAGUGCUGUGGGUCUGACAUCGCUCUUAUCUCCUGUAUAGUGGCUUGCAGACCGGGUGGAAACGUCCUUCUGGUAGGAAGAGGGUCCUUGGAGCCAAAGCUUCCCAUCUCUCUCAUAUCCACCAAAGAAUUGACGCUGAAAGGGAUCUUCCGCUAUGCAAACAUGUACCCCAAGGCAAUAUCCAUGCUGUCCUCCGGUCAGAUGCCCAUCAAAGACCUCGUCACUCAUCGCUUCCCCCUCGACCAAGUGGACAAUGCCUUCACCACAGCCAUGAGCCGUGAAUCUUGUGCCAUGAAAGUCAUGAUACAUACAGGUGUAUCAGUUAAUUUGCAAAGAUAAUAUGCUACUGAGGCUUUAUCAAGUCUAUAGAACCAUUUGAGAAAGAUAUUACAAUGCUUUAAAUGUGUGUCCUCCUAAAUUUCAUAUUUUUAUACCAGUUUGUGUUGUCACCAUUUGAUAAGGACUAGAAAAGAAAUCAGUAUGGAAUCAGUUUUUAGAUAAAAGCAGAAUUUUACAUUAAGAACCAUGAAAAAUGUUGUAAUUAAGAGAACCAGAACUUUGUACAUGUAUUUUGUACAUCAUGACAGUACUUAUGAGAAGAAACAAUGUUUUUCUCUAAUAAUUUUAAGAGCUCUAUAGUAUGAGAAUGAGAUCUUGCCGAUACGUUUAUCUUAGUGUGGAAUCCUGUGUCUAGGGAACCGCAUUUUAAAGCCGUUUGUUAAAGAAAAGUUCAUAGAAUAAUAAAUAUCCCAAUUGCCUUCCUUCAUGUACUGAACUAGAUUCUACAUUUCUUGUGAUUAGAUAUGUUAUCCUCAUGUAAAGGGAAUAUGAUACCAGUGUUUGAUGUUCAUUUUCUUUUUAUUUCAUUUACAUAUGUGAAAAUACAUGUAUGUUUAUGUGACAAUUUUGAUUCAGUAUUAGAGAUGUAUUUAAUAUACAACGUGAAUUUUUAAGUAUUUUUCUUUCUACAUUUAUAAGACUUAAAAUAAAAAAGAAUCUUUCCAAAGAUGUACACAUAGUCAUGUUUAUGUAUUCUAUAAUCUAUGAUUCAUCAAAACAUUUAAAUGUAUGUAAUUGUUGCAAUAUAAAUAUGUAAAUAUAUUUCAAAUUUAUAUGAAUCACCUUUUAAAGGUGUAAAGAAAAUUAUGAAAAAUAAAAAUAUAUUGAUCUGAAAUAAA
Strongylocentrotus purpuratus (purple sea urchin) is the source of this 1941-nucleotide messenger RNA. RefSeq names its product sorbitol dehydrogenase. Gene Ontology annotation, biological process: D-sorbitol catabolic process. Gene Ontology annotation, molecular function: zinc ion binding; L-iditol 2-dehydrogenase (NAD+) activity. The record is from RefSeq and is a predicted model, not a curated record. NCBI's taxonomy places the organism in Eukaryota, Metazoa, Echinodermata, Echinoidea, Camarodonta, Strongylocentrotidae.